Venturia canescens is the source of this 4302-nucleotide messenger RNA. RefSeq lists its product as uncharacterized. Lineage: Eukaryota; Metazoa; Arthropoda; Insecta; Hymenoptera; Ichneumonidae. The transcript is spliced from 10 exons. The record is from RefSeq and is a predicted model, not a curated record. Bases 728 to 3163 code for a protein of 811 amino acids.
GGGUGUCGGUGUAUUGUGAAUUGAACUUAAAAAAUGUUUUUAUGCAUACAUAUGUUAAUUCGGUAAAAAAAGAAAAGCUAUUUCGAGAACGAUUGGCAGCUAGGCUAGCAUGCUAGCAAUCCGUUAGUUUACGUCGUUUACGUUAGUUCAGGGUGGAUAGUAUUGUUGUCAUGUGCACGUCGCGGAAACCGAGUUAUUUUAUAGUCUUAAAUAUUCUAUCGGUUGUUCAUUAAAGGAUUUUCUCUACCAAAAUGAAGUGAUAUUCCCGUCAUGAUGUCACAAUAAUAAUUUAACUUUGAUCAUCUGAUCGCACCAUGUAGUACUGGUCUUACCAAUAAUCAUACAUUAUGCUAAGCUUAGUAAUGUGAUAGCUGAGAAAAUCCAAGACUAUAAUAUGAUGAUACGUGAAUUAAAUCUGCCCGUUUGUAAAUUGUGUAACAUCAUAUAGUCUUAAACCGGAAAUAAAUGUUUACGAGUAUAACGUGAGUAGACUAUGACAAAUCAUCCGGUGUUUUCUACGAUCCAUACAACAGUAUUUUAUACAUGGUUAAUUCGCAUUAUCAAGUUCGACUAUUUGUGACAAGAUGGAGGUUAUCCGUUUGACAGUUCUCGACGGUGAGACUAUUCUCUGCUUGAGAAUAAUGUCUUGAGCAGAAAAGGUUUUGAAAGUGGCUUCGGAAUUCCCCGUGGGAUCAAUGACGGACCGGCUCUGUCGCCAGCCAAUAACAUGAUAAACACUUAUUUGACCGACAAUGCCUGGUUCUACUGGGUGAUUACUGCUGCAGCUUUCUUUUCCUUCGUUGGUUUUCUUCUAGCCUGCAUUUGCAGCUGUCGAAGACACGAAAACAAGAGCGAGUUUCUGGGGCUUGAGGGUAUGGUAACAAUGACCACUGAUGCUGAGACGGAAGAUUUCAACAGGCCUCCAACUUCGGAAAUCUCGCAAAUUGUUGCCCAGGACACUGUCGAUUGCGGCAAAAGAGCAAGCGGUGCAAACAGGAGUUUACCGGACAUCCCAAAAGACAAACAUGCGGGAAGAGAUCGUGAAAUCGAGUCUGCGCCACAGGAAGUCAUUUACGAAGCAACUGAAAUAAUAGGGGAUACUUCCGAACUUUAUGCUACUGUUCAGGAUAAAAAAAUUGACAAAAAAAGGAAUUUUGAUAAGGAAAUCCGCAGUAACAAUCAGGAAACUUCAUCGAUCCUAGAUGACAGUGGGUAUCCGUAUGCAAGACUGAAUACUUUAGAGUCCGGUAAUGAUGAGCAUCCGUAUGCCCAAGUUCAAAGCAUACAAAAAACGGAAUAUAGUCAACAAAUUAGAAACAAUGUUAACCAAUAUACGGACAACAAUCAACCGUCAACGUCUACGAGUCAUGCCCCGAAUGGCGGGAAUCCGGUUGCUCCACCCAGAACGCGUCGCUCGUCUUCGCACAAUUCUCUUCUCAGUGUUGAAACAACGUGUGAUAUUCAAGCGGCCAAUGCAAUCACAGGGGGGGUACAAGCCAACCAAGAUUUGCCUUACAUGACUCCGCCCAUACUUUUGCCUUUACCACGUCCUCCCCAAUCUCAACAAAAUGUUCCUCAUCAACAUUUUAGCGGCGAUUCACAAGAUUCCAAAGGAUAUACGAGUAUAAGCGUUCGAGAACCAUUGGCGAACAUAAUCGCACAGACUAAAGGCCUGCACACAAAUCGUCAAGGAUCUCGCUCCCUGACCGACCCUCAUUACGCAACCGUUUCCGAUGACUCGGAUGAAAUGUAUGCGGCGAUCGACGAGCAAGAUAAAGUGUAUACAAGCGGGAGUGAGACUUAUGCCCAAAUUCAACCUAUGACGAACGAGGUUAAUCGAACGGUUCAGGUCGAUCAACAGGUUUCAAACCAAGUGCCAUUGAGGGGUUGCGGCGAAGAUUUGAACGUUUCAUCGGCACCACAGCCGCCAAGUGUCGACAGUUUGCGCCACGUUGCUCAUGCUCACUCGCGACAAGCAUCAUCAUCAAGCGCGACGAGCUCAAUAGCGAAUCCAGGUUCCCCGAAGCCAGAAAAGCGACAGGCGAAUUCGCCAUUGCCGCCACCACCUCCGCCCCCUCCAGCGCCGACGGAAAGUGGUAACGGGGAUUUCUACGCAUCGGUUGAUAAGCGCAACAAAAGCGAGGACCGUACAAGAUCGAGCAUUUCAUCGGGAAAGUCUCUGGAGGACAUGUACGCAAAGGUAAUGAAAAAAAAGCGGGACAACGACGAGAAUAUUCCGUUCGACGUUGGCUCUGCUGGGGGCCCGAGUUACGGACCGGAAAUCGUUUCUUCGACGCGGGACGCAUCGAGCAAUAGAAAAUUGAGUUUAGUAGAGAUAAGUAGAGCGUCGUGGUCGAGUCACGAUUCGGUUGAAAUUCAAAAAAGAGAACCAGAUGCGACUCACUCGAAUUUACAAAAUUCGGUGGACGUUUUCAAUGCGGAGAUGGAUUUGGAAUUUAUGAAAAUCGCGAGAACGUACGAACUCGAUUCGCCGUCAGUCUCCGGUGUGGAAGCUGACGGUUACGAACCAUUGGCAAAUCGUAACAAAGUUCAGCAAACAAGCGUGACGCAGAACACUCGUUCCGGACAUAACGAUCCUAAUUACGAAAUGCUCCGACCACAAUUCACAACAAAUGCUUCAUCGAGCAGCCAGUCAAACGUAACGAGGAACGGUAUCGAUGUGCUGCUGCCUAUUUAUUCUCUGCCUUUUAAACAUCGCCAAGUGAGCAACGCUUCGAGCGACGAUCCUGGGUACGAAAGAGUUCGAUUACGACGUCACGUUGAUCUCGAUCAGGAUACCGAUUCCGAACCGAAUUACGAGAGCAUGCCUCACGAAACGAAUGAACCGAAUUAUGCCUCGGUUUGUCGACCCGGUGACAGCGAUACCGAUCCGAAUUACGAGUCCGUCACUCACGGUGAUCCCAACUACGAGAGCGUACGGUAUAUGAGCGUUUCACGAAACAACGAUCCACCCUACGAACAAGUUAAUAAUUAUAAAGAACAAAACAAUGAACGUCCGGACAAUUCUGUUGGUUACGAAAAAGUCAAACGCGGCUCUGGACCGAUCGAUCCUAAUUACGAAAGAAUUGGCAUGACCCACAACGACACGAUCGCUUACAACGACAGUGGCGAUACCGAUGAUGAACAAUACGUUCAAGUUUAAUUUUUUACCAUUCAGAGACUACUAUCGAUUGAUUGGAGCAACUCAAUUAUAAACCCUCGAAAUCAAUACGGUUGAAUUUAAUGACGUAAAGAAAUCGAUUAUCUCUUAUAUAAUUGAUAAUAAUUAAAUAAGGCUAUGCAGUUAAUGAUUGAAUAUGUAUUAUUUACAUAAAAUCAAUUAUUCGUCAUGUAUAAUUCAUAAAGUACAUUAGAACACGAACGUUUGAUACUAAAACCAAUGAAAAAGUGGGAAUACUAAAUUCCCAUAUAAUUUUGCAAUACUAAACACUUUUUCGAAAAAAAAAAACAGUUCGAAGAUGACUCUUGUAAAUACGUAUAUUUUUUGUACUCGAAGGCAGAACGUAUUAUAUACUCUUUUGAAAUAGAAAGCACUAAGUUAUUACUAUUUUUUAUUUAUUAUCAACUAAUUGCAUUCCACGCGGUUAGGGGAUUUUUUUAUCGAGCUUUUCUACGAGGAAACGGAAAAAUGUUUUUAAAAUAUUUGUAAAUCUUUUGCUAAACCUUGACCCAUGGACCUUUUUCUUUGAUUUUUUAUGUUCGACUCGAGGUGAAAAGAAACAAAGAUUUACUUUCCAACCGAGGGUCCCUAAAUUCCAUUUGUGACAUCGAAGGUCAUACGACGAAUUAUUUCCGAAUAAGAAGGUGAUCGAUGAGGUAGCUCAAAUCGAUAAAACUACGGAACAAAACGAAAUAAACUUAAAAAAUAAUAAAAUUACGAUUAAAAUGUACAUAUAGGACUCCAGGAAGGAAUUCGCUCGAUUCAAAGAUCAACGCUGACGAACGUCCUUGAACGAUUUAAAAUAAUGAAAAAGAAGACUACUAAACCAUAAGUUCAAUCAAUAAUUUAUAUAUAAUUCGUGUAAUGCGGAUAAAACAAUAUUUUGUUGAUAGAUUCUUUGAUAAUAUUAUUUUACCAUGGAAGAUAAGCGCGAUUAUCGUAUCCGAACAGUAUUGAGGAUGCUGCAAUAGACAGAAUUGUCAAUUUUUAUAAAAAUAUCAUAAAUCUACGCACAUAUACAGAUUCAUAUGUAUAUGUAUAUUAGAGCUGAGUAGGCAGUUUUUUAUACGAGAAAAGAAUGGCUUUUAGUGUUGAGAAAUAAAAGAAAAGGCAUAACGAUA